UAAACAUUUCCCACUUCUUGCUUAAGUGUCAGUUAAUUAAUUAGAGAAUGAAUAUGCAGCAGAUUGUUGGAGCUUAUCCUGAUGGAGAAUGGGACUUUCUUAGCAGAAUGUUCUCAACAGAUGAUCAGAUUGUUGAUUUCACUUCUGAUCAAUUUCUGGGCCAAUCUUCAUUCCCUUUCCAGAACAAUGAUGAAGAUCAAAUGCAGCUUGAUAAUAAUGACCUGUCAGCUUUUUUCCCCAAUCCUGAAGCCAAUGAGAAUCUGUUUUAUUCCUGGAAUAAUCUCAACCCUGAAUUUCAUCUUCUUUCUCAGGAAAAUAGCAGCAGCAGUAACAGUAGCAGCCAAGAAAAUCAUUUCUUUGAUAAUUCUAAUCAUAUUUCUGCGGCGAAUGAUAUUUCUCUGUCCAUGGAUUUUUGUAGUAUCACCGAUGAGAAGAAUUCAGGCUCAUUUAUCUCCAUGUUUCCUGAAAUUGUAAUGGCUGAAUCUGUCUGUAUCAAUGAAACUAAUGCUCCACCAGGAAAUAAUGCUUUUCCUGAAGAGGAAAUGCAGCUCAAAAGAAAGUACGAUGUUACUGAAUCGGAAAUCAACCCGACCAGCAGAAAAAAGUCUCGUGUUCCUAGAGAUGUAACUUGUAAGAAUAAGAAGAACGCAAGAUCAAAGAAAAAUGCGAAAAAUGAGGAAGAAUAUAGAAAUGCUGGACCAGAAGGUCAAAGCUCGAGCAGUUGCAGCUCAGAGGAAGACAAUGCCUCGCAAGAAUCGAACGAAGAUUCUAAAGUUUCAGAAGCUCUCAAUUGCAGUGGCAAGGCAAGAGCUGGUAGAGGAUCUGCUACUGAUCCACAGAGCCUGUAUGCAAGGAAAAGAAGGGAGAGAAUAAAUGAGAGAUUGAGAGUCUUACAGAAUCUAGUUCCUAAUGGAACAAAAGUUGACAUCAGUACAAUGCUAGAGGAGGCGGUGCAGUAUGUCAAGUUUUUGCAGGUUCAGAUCAAGCUUUUAAGCUCAGAUGAUCUGUGGAUGUAUGCGCCUAUUGCUUACAAUGGGAUGGACAUUGGACUCGACCAUAAGAUCUCUAUGCUUCUAUGAUCUUGGAGAGAAAUUAAGCUGCCUCCAUAGCUUUAAAUUAACAGAGUUAUGAAGACUAAUUAAUGAGGAAAUUAAGUAUUAUAUAAUAAGUUAACUAUAUAAGUUCUAUGUUUCUAUCACGAAUAGUAAGAUUUAAUUGGUUGUUGUUUGCAAUGUUCUUAAAUGU
Mercurialis annua (annual mercury) is the source of this 1245-nucleotide messenger RNA. Its product is annotated as transcription factor bHLH84-like. Gene Ontology annotation, biological process: regulation of transcription by RNA polymerase II. The coding region runs from base 48 to 1079 and encodes 343 amino acids. The record is from RefSeq and is a predicted model, not a curated record. The transcript has 4 exons. NCBI's taxonomy places the organism in Eukaryota, Viridiplantae, Streptophyta, Magnoliopsida, Malpighiales, Euphorbiaceae. Gene Ontology annotation, cellular component: nucleus. Gene Ontology annotation, molecular function: RNA polymerase II cis-regulatory region sequence-specific DNA binding; protein dimerization activity; DNA-binding transcription factor activity, RNA polymerase II-specific.